AUGUCUGCCUCGGUCGCAGAUAUCCAACAAAGCGAGUUGUCGACGUUUGAAUUCUGGGCUCAAUAUGCGGCAGCAGCCUACUGUCACGACAGCUACGCGUCCCAAACUCCGCACAAAAUCACUUGCUGGGCUGGCAAUUGCCCUCAGGUCGAGGCUGACGGCGCCACAAUCGUUUUUGAUUUCUCCAACUCCACCAUUACGGAUACCUCAGGCUACCUCGCCACAGACGACGUUAGGAAAGCUGUCGUCCUAGCCUUCCGCGGCUCGUACUCGGUCCGCAAUUGGAUCGCCGACGCCGAGUUCCCCUUCGCCGACCCAGGUCUCUGCGACGGCUGUUUGGCGGAACUCGGCUUCUGGACGUCGUGGACAAACGUGCGCGACUCUGUCAUGAAGCAUCUCAAAGAAACAAUGGCUGCCAACCCCGAUUACGAACUUGUAGUUGUCGGCCAUAGCUUAGGCGCGGCUGUCGCUACCCUCGCAGCGGCUGACCUCCGAACCAAGGGCUACCCCUCGGCCACAUUCUACGCGUUUGCGUCGCCUCGGGUGGCCAACCCAGCUCUAGCCAGAUUUAUCACAGACCAGGGAAGGAACUACCGCUUCACGCACACUAAUGACCCCGUGCCUAAGCUGCCGCUGCUUGCGAUGGGUUAUGUUCAUGUUUCUCCUGAGUACUGGAUUACUGCACCCGACAACGACACCUCUGUUGCCCCAAAUCAGGUGCAAGUGCUGGAGGGCGAGGUCAACUGGAACGGCAAUACUGGAACUGGAGCACCCAAUCCAUUCGACUUCUCGCCUCAUCAUUGGUACUUUGAGAGGACUGACGGCUGUAUCGGACCUGGUCUGCCCCUCAAGAUCUGA
Aspergillus terreus NIH2624 is the source of this 858-nucleotide messenger RNA. RefSeq names its product lipase family protein. Gene Ontology annotation, biological process: lipid catabolic process. The record is from RefSeq and is a predicted model, not a curated record. Bases 1 to 858 code for a protein of 285 amino acids. Lineage: Eukaryota; Fungi; Ascomycota; Eurotiomycetes; Eurotiales; Aspergillaceae. The transcript has 3 exons.